AUGGAGCGGUUCUUAUCAGAGCUGUACACCCGGCAAACCACACAGGAUACGGAAGCUACGCCCACAACAAGUCCGACUGAUGGCUUAGUAGGUGAAUUGAUAUGGAACAACAGCCUUCAGCAGCGCACAACAACCGUAGUGACGAUCAGUUUCAACGUUCUUGCAGCGCUUCUGGUCAUUGUGAGCGUCUUUUUCGAUGCAAGAAAGGUCACAAAGCGAGGGCUGUCACCGCGAGCAUCGAAUAAAUUUUAUUUUCUAUCGAAAGUGCACGCAGCAGACACAUUUCCGUUGACCAUCUCCACCGCCAUCGCUACGCAAGGCAUUAUAUUUCUUGGAGUGCAGGGCAGCGGACUCGACGGCCUGCGUGCUAACGGCUGUCAGGCGAUCUCGCAGGUAGUCUGGCCAGCUAUUUGGAUGGUGGCCUAUACUCUUCUGGUUUUCAGCAUUGAGGUUGCAUUCCGCGGCUUUCAGAGAAAGCGAUUUCAUGCUCGCGGCAAAUUUACCGUCCAAAUCUGCUGGUCAAUUGUCCUGACGAUGCUGCUUGCGACAUGGGUUCCGUCUCAGGUCUACAAAAAUCCUAAGAACGACUGUACCGCCAGCUUAUUAUCGUGGGCGAUGCCUUGGGCCGAUAUUGCCUUGUUCUUGAACUCUAUCCUUAUUUUCCUUUACCUUCUUACUGCAUUCCUCAUUGUCUACCAACUUUCACGUACAGCAAAGAUUGAUCACAUGGAAAGAAUAGCAGCAAGCAGGAUUGUGUAUUAUCUAGCCAUUGCAGUAUUUUUGAUGUCAGGUGUCCUUCCAUUUUGGGCGCGGAUCGUCCUAGGUGCAUCCACCAAUAACGCAGCACGUGUUGCAACAAUAGGUCUCAACAUCUUUGGGCUGCUAACUGGCCUCCUGUAUCUUGUACUCAGGUCAAAUCCAAACAACAUGGCUUUCGGACCUGGUGGGGCUUCCAGGACACAAAAAGAAGAAUGGCGCUUUUUCGGCAGCCCUGAACUUGACAUAGGCAAGCACAUCACCAACCCAGUCGGUCCUGAAUAUAAUAGUACUACUCACGAGACCGUCGUUGCUGCGAAGGAGAAGAGCGCAUUCGAAGCUCGUUCUGUUAGAUCGAAAGCUACAAGCGGUUCUACUAAAUCUUAUGGGAACCGGCCAGCACUCGCCUCUCCCUCGUCUUACCGAACGCCCUCGAAAUCCACAAUCAGCAAGCCGCCACUCACUUCUCCCCCAUCCUACCGUGCACCUCCCAUACCCAACGCUAACGAUCCAUUACUCGUUUCCACCCCAACAUUCCAAAUUCCUCCGCAGAUGCUACGCUCAGAGUCGCCGUUUCUAUCCUUCAAUCAAGCGAACUACACUCUCUUCCCACAACGCUCGGGAUCAACACCGGCGACAGAAACUGAUCACGUUAAUGCGGCGAAAACCGACCCGGUCAACGCACCAGCGCCGCUUUUCGCCAAUUAUCACAGACGCGAUACCUCUAACGUUACCAGUGCAACAGUCCAGAUUGGGAUGAGACUAAGCACCGGAACCAUGAUACCUGGACUUGAGGAGCGGAUCAAUCGCGCUGCCACAUACCCAGCUGUCACUGGCAAGUCCAAACAGGACCAUCGGAAGAAUUCACCGCAAUUGCCUCAACGAUCGCUCGAUAGACUCCCUAAGCUUUUAGCUCCCCCAAAUGAGAUGAAGCGCCGCCCUCGAGACUCAAGCCCGCAAGAAAUUCUUUUCCGGCUGAAUUCCAACGAGGAGCUCUCUCCUGACGCUGUCCACAUCACAACUCCUUCCUGGCGUAAGCCGCUGGAAGACCUUGUGAGUCCUACACGUAGGAUAUCGUCGUGGCGGAAGUUUCGCGACAGGAGGAUGAAGUCCCUUCCUCCCGUGCCAGUCACGCCGUCAACAAUGCCACCCCCAUCGAGUUACCGAGCUUCAUUUCCAGAGCCACGAACCCCUGCGUCGCCGGCUGGUCCGAUGCAAGCCUCGCAACAACGAGAAGCCCUGUCGUUAGCACUAAAAGAAGACGAGCAGUGGCCACUACAAGGGUUGGACAUGGUCUUGCUGCCUGAUAAGUCCUAUACGCCAGACAAAAACCGAUCAUGGAUUUGA
Molecule: messenger RNA, 2103 nt
Organism: Endocarpon pusillum Z07020
Lineage: Eukaryota; Fungi; Ascomycota; Eurotiomycetes; Verrucariales; Verrucariaceae
Exons: 4
Coding region: 1-2103 (700 amino acids)
Source: RefSeq, a predicted model, not a curated record